ACUAUGGUAUUUCCAUCCUCCCCAGCUCCGGCGCAGAGGAUAGCACCAGGUAGUUGGAGAGAGACCGGAGACAAGUGUGGGGAGCCGUGGAGGACAUAAGCUUUUUCCUUGGUCUUCCAGAUAAGUAGCACCUCAGAGAUGAUGAGUUACUACAUGGACACAACCAUUGGCAGCACGGGCCCUUAUCCUUUGGCUCGCCCUGGAGUGAUGAAGCAAGGUGCCGGCAGCUGCUGCGAGGACCCCUGGAUGCCGUGCAGGCUGCAGUCGGCCUGCUGCCCGCCCAGGGCCUGCUGCCCGCCGUGGGACGAGUCGGCCAUCCAGGAGGUGCCCACCGGCCUGGAGCACUACGGCACAGAUAUGGAAUGUGCAGAUGUGCCUUUGUUAACCCCCAGCAGCAAGGAGAUGAUGUCUCAGGCACUGAAAGCCACCUUCAGCGGCUUCGCAAAGGAGCAGCAACGGCUGGGAAUCCCCAAAGACCCUCAGCAGUGGACAGAGACGCACGUGCGGGACUGGGUGAUGUGGGCAGUGAACGAGUUCAGCCUGAAGGGAGUGGAUUUCCAGAAGUUCUGCAUGAAUGGAGCUGCCCUCUGCGCCCUGGGCAAGGAGUGCUUCCUGGAGCUAGCGCCCGACUUUGUGGGAGAUAUCCUUUGGGAACACCUGGAGAUCUUGCAGAAAGAUGAGGCAAAACCGUACCCAGCAAAUGGAGUGAGUGCAGCGUAUCCAGAAUCCCGCUAUACUUCAGACUACUUCAUUAGUUAUGGCAUCGAGCACGCGCAGUGCGUGCCUCCCUCCGAGUUCUCCGAGCCCAGCUUCAUCACAGAGUCCUACCAGACCCUCCAUCCCAUCAGCUCGGAAGAGCUCCUGUCCCUCAAGUACGAGACCGACUAUCCCUCAGUCAUCCUGCGUGACCCCGUCCAGACGGACUCCCUGCAGACAGACUACUUCACCAUCAAGCAAGAAGUGGUAACGCCCGACAACAUGUGCAUGGGACGUGCCAGUCGAGGUAAACUGGGCGGCCAGGACUCCUUUGAGAGCAUAGAGAGCUACGACAGCUGCGACCGCCUGACGCAGUCCUGGAGCAGCCAGUCCUCCUUCCAGAGCCUGCAGCGCGUCCCCUCCUACGAUAGCUUUGACUCGGAGGACUACCCUGCCGCCCUGCCCAACCACAAGCCCAAGGGCACCUUCAAGGACUAUGUUCGAGAUCGGGCUGACAUGAACAAGGACAAGCCUGUCAUCCCUGCCGCUGCCCUCGCCGGCUACACAGGCAGUGGACCCAUCCAACUGUGGCAAUUCCUGCUGGAGCUGCUCACUGACAAGUCCUGUCAGUCCUUCAUCAGCUGGACGGGCGAUGGCUGGGAGUUCAAGCUUUCCGAUCCCGAUGAGGUGGCCAGGCGAUGGGGCAAGAGGAAAAACAAGCCCAAGAUGAACUAUGAGAAGCUGAGCCGCGGCCUGCGUUACUAUUACGACAAGAACAUCAUCCACAAGACGGCCGGCAAGCGCUACGUCUACCGCUUCGUCUGCGACCUGCAGAGCCUGCUGGGCUACACGCCGGAGGAGCUGCACGCCAUGCUGGACGUCAAGCCGGAUGCCGACGAGUGAAUUCGGGGGGGGGAAGAGUUUAUGGGACUUCAUCUUUUUUUUUUUUUUUUUUCCUUUUUUUUUUUUUUUUUUUGGUUAUUUUUUUUUUUGUUUAAAAGAGCAACUCAGAUUUGAUGCUUUGAGGGUGUUGGGAGAGAGGUUGGCGGGUGAAUCAAACUUGUGGUUGAAACGAUCUCCAGAGUUUGGUUCGGAGAAGGAUGAGCCUCUGUUUGCUGAGAGCUCCAGGACAGGCUUUAUUUGGGGUGAAAUUCUGAGUUUUAAGAAAGCCAGAAAAAUGUAGCUCACUUUAAAAAAAAAAAAAAAUAAGAAGAAAAAAGGAAAAAAAAAAGAAAAAAGCAAACAAACAACAACAAAAAAAAACCCUCCCCAUCCCUCGCUGUUUAGAAACAAAUAUUAACAAAUGGAUCCCUUCGGUUCUUGUGCUGUUGGCACAACAGACUGACAGUCCAGGAAAUGACAGUAUUCCUAAGGAUUUGAGGAUUUAAGACUUUCAUUGUGGGGGGGAGGGGGAGGGAAAACAAAAGUGGGUGAAACUUCCUGCUUUGGGGAGGGGCAAUAUAGGAAAAAGAAGCAAGAACUGUUGGCUGUUCUUGUCGCAUCGCCUUUCUGUCGGUUGUCUUCUUUUAUACAAAGGACAGACUUUUUUUUUUUUUUCUAGGAGGGAUCACGACUUUUAAAAAAAAAAAAAAUUGUUAAAGUUUUAUUUUAUUAAAUUUUGUGCCAGUAUUUUUUAUUUUUUAAUUUUUUUUAUUUUUUUUUUUUCCAAAUAGUCUUAAGCUCUAAGAUGGUCUCAGCAUUGCAAUAUUGUGUGUGUUUGUUUCUGUUAUGCCAGCAGAGUUGGAUCACGGUGAGGAAAAAAAGAGAAAAGUGGUUUCUGUAGACCCCACUGGAGAAGGGGAACGCUGCAGUGCUCUCCGGGUGGGACCUGAGGGAGCCCCAGCUCCCGGGGGUCUCCGCUCCCACCCCUUGGCCCUCCCACUUUGCUCUGCCGUGUGCUGCUCAAGCCGGGUGAGAUUUCUGACAGCGCUUUCUUGUCCUUGCUGUUACAAGUAGGUCUCUCUCUUCCAGCUGCUUCUUGUGCACACAGCGGCUUUCCAAAGCGUGCCGGGAUUUUUUGCAGUGAGAACGGGUUUUGUGUUUUUUUUUUUUUGCUCGAGGAACUUUCAGGAACUUUGUCCUUUUUUGGAGGGGACGGGGGAGAAAUUCCCCGUAUUUCCACUGCGGUAAACGCAAAUCAUCGAAGCUGGGGAGGGGAAAAAAAAUCAGGAGAACAUUGAAAAACCGAAAGGAAAUGUUUCUUCCUUCCUGUUGUGACCAGCUCUGUCUUUAUUGCUGUGCGUCUUAACCAGCCUGGGCACGAGCAGAAAGGAAAUUGGCCUUUGCAAAUGGGAUCUUUACUGCCCUUUGUAAGCCUGAUCCGCAAACCGUGUCAGGGUGUGAUUAACAUGAAGCACAUGACUGUUGGUGCUGGGGUGAGUGAUGCAUCUCGUGCUCGCCCGAGCACAGGAGCGCGGCAGGAUCAGUCCCGGGAGGGCUGCUCCUGUGUGCUGGAGCUCUUCUACCCCAUUUACCUGCAGAGGAGCGAGCCCAGCUCUGCUGAGCAAAGCAAAGCUGGGGCCAACCUGCAGGGCUGGGCUCGGUGUGACGGAGGGGAAGGGGUGGUGAAAGUUAAAGUUCCCAGAGAUGAGCCCAGGGCCGAACCCGUGCAGACCUGGCUGUGGGAUUGGGGCGUUUGCCCCGGAGAGCUGUUGGGCAUUUAUUAUUUUUUAAAGACAGUAUUAUGCAUUUGAACCAAAAGUACCUUGUUUUGUGUGUUGUUUGUUUGUCCAGCUGAGUGUCUUGUGCAGCUGCAUCCACCCAGAGGCGCUGCCGGGGGAGGUGGGGGGCAGCUUUCUGGAGAUGGGAGAGCUGGUGGAGGGGGUGCAGGUGGAGGUGGAGGUCAGGGAGGUUGUUGGAUCUGCUCACGGCGUUGGGGCUGCACGUCGUCCCACUGAGCAUGUGCAAAAAGUACAGGAAAGGAAGGAUGGAAAGGAAGGAAAAUAGGAUGGAAGGACCGUGAAAGGUGCAUGCACCAAAGGAGGGGUGGGAGGCUGCCUGCUGGGAGGGGAAAGGCAGCUGGGCUCCUUGGGCAGAUGGGGAAAGCAGCUCCGAGCUGGAGAGAAGGGAGGACGAUGUGGGUGCUGGGGAGCUGCAGUGAGGCACCAGGGCUUCACCGAGCAGCAGAGCCAAGGGUUGCUGCAGCUGCUGGGCAAAGGGGCAAGGCACAAUGGCACGGAAACGGGUGGCAGGGGAUUAGCCAAAGGGCAUCCCAACAGGACAUGGCAGCUCGGUAGGAUUUUCAGCACUUGCUGGUUUUCUUACGCUUUUGGGAUUGCUCUCUUGCAUGCAACUGCAAAGCACAGUGCUUACAGAAUCCCCCUUCCAGCCCCCACAUGCUGCCACGUGCCCGGGCUCCCAUGCCGUGCCCAAGGAAAUGCCUCCUGCUUGGCCCUGCUGCAGCUAAAGUGCCUUUUUCAAGCAGGAAACAGGGAUAGCAUUUCACUCUGAUGGAAGGAGUCAGAGUUUUGGGUACCGACUCCAUCAUCCCACCAGGCCAAAUCCCUCAUCUCCCCGUUUGCUGUUUUCUUCAGCGUCCUUGUUCCCGUUCUAGAGACCAUCCCAGAGAGGGCUGUGCGCUGUUUAUACACUGGAAAUGUGCGGAUUUGUUUUUUUGUUUCUUUCUCUUCUUUCUCCCACUUUCGUGGUUGCGCGUUGACUUUUGGAGGGGGAGGUGUGACCUCCCGUUCUUCGAGGCCAGGAAAAUGUGGUUAACUCACACCCGUGCUGAACCAGCAAGGUGGGUUCACGAGGGAUCUGCCAGGGAUGGGACUCGCUGCUGUGCCGGCUGCUCCUCCUGGCAGUGAGCUCUGCCCUUGGCAGAUACGGGUGGCACUUGGGAUCUGGAUGGCUUUGUCUUGUCCUGGAACAUCUCCAGCGAUUUGGGGUGUCCUGCUGCGUCCUGCUCUGAUCUGCUGUUCUCGGUGUCUGACCCCAGUGGGGCGCGUCCCCUUCACCCCCCCUGUCCCCUUUGUCCCCCAGCCCUGGGAGCGCAGCUCUCGGCCCUGCUGCAACCUUCCUUUCCCGAUGGCUUUUUAAGGUGCAUUUCCCAAAGAAUGGGUCAUUUCAAAGAUCAGGGGACAGGGUCCUCAGUAAGAGGUGUGAAACGCUGGAAGAAAAGCCAGCAGGUCUGUCUAGAUCUAUCCUCCAUCUCUCUGUACGAUGACUGUAACCCGUGCGGAGCCGUGUGCGUGCAAGUGCAGAUCCCUUUAUUUAUGCACAUGCCCAUCCAGCUCCAGACACGGUCACUCAGUGAGAGGUCUCUCUGGAGAAACAGUAGCAUCAUUAAGAUCAAAAAAGACCACUGAGAUCACCCAGCCCAUCCCCACCGUGCCCACCGAACCCACUGGGAUUCCGAAGGCAUCGCACGGUUUAACCCCUUCCCCUCCUCCCAAACCAACACCCGCUCCACAGAGCAAUCCCGGUAAGCACCGAGCCGUGCAGAGGCUGCAGGGAGCAUCCCCACUUUCUGCCUCGUUGUCUCCUGGAGGGUUUCCCUGCAAAGCUUUGGGGCCUGGCUGCAGUGUGGGGCUCCCCGUCGCGCUCUGCUCUCUGGUGGGGUCUGCGUAACAUCCGCGAGCUGUUGUCUACAUUCCAAAGAGGUGUAAAUGAGCGACAAAUCGAUGUCUACGUAUCUGUUACCGUGGAAUAUCUCCAGGAAUUAACUGCCUCAGUGUAAAAAAAAAAAAAAAAAAAAAAA
Molecule: messenger RNA, 5395 nt
Organism: Numida meleagris (helmeted guineafowl)
Lineage: Eukaryota; Metazoa; Chordata; Aves; Galliformes; Numididae
Gene: ETS1
Product: ETS proto-oncogene 1, transcription factor
Exons: 10
Coding region: 139-1599 (486 amino acids)
Biological process (GO): cell differentiation; regulation of transcription by RNA polymerase II
Cellular component (GO): nucleus
Molecular function (GO): sequence-specific DNA binding; DNA-binding transcription factor activity, RNA polymerase II-specific
Source: RefSeq, a predicted model, not a curated record